AUGUUUCUCCUAUCUCCAUCCUCUUCCUUAAGCUUAUUUCUUGAUAAAACCGGUUUGCUCUAUCUAGAGUAUUUCAGGUCCCAUGUCACUGACAUUCUUUGUGUUUCCAAGUUCAACUAUUUUAAUGAACUUUUCUUACCGUUGGCGCAUCAUGAUGAGGCAUUUGCAUUGAUAAUGGCAGCUUGGGGCGGAUUUUUUUACAAAGGGAAGAAAGUAGACAAACAAGUGUCCAACUACUUGUAUAAUUCUGUCAUAAAGUUUAAGCAGAACUUCAACAACCCGGAGCAAAUGUCUAAGCUCAACUACUACUUUCAGAUAUGCUACUAUUUGAUUUUGGUAGGAUAUAACAUUUGUAAUGGAGAUACUCAGAACUGGGCAAAAUUCUUGCUGAAUUGCUAUAAUAGCAUUAAGGAGUACGGGGGUAUCCAACAGCUUUGUGAGUCUUUCCACUACUCAAAUGAUGUAAGGUUUUUGGUCUCAAGCUUUCAGUAUCAUGAUAUCAUGUCUUCGGACUCUGCUAAAAACGGAACUCUCGUGUCCAUGGAAGAAUACAACAGAACGUUCAACCAUGAAAAUUUCAAAAUGACUGAAGUUGCUUAUGGAAUAGACUCCCUUCAAGGAUGUAACCGGCCGAUUUACACACUUUUGGGGGAGCUCAUUAACUUAAAGGUUCAAAUCAGGAGAAUGUGCAAACACAAUGACAUGCACAAACAGGAGAAUUCCAACUCCAUAGAAGCAGAAUCCCGGAUUUUAUACCAAAAUAUAAUAGAUGCCCAGCCCAAUGGAGAGUUGGUAUUUCUUCUCCCAGAGGACGAGAAACCUCUCCACUUGAGCUCGUUCGAACUUUAUCGGGUGUGUUGUAAACUCAACUGGUUCUUGUACAUCAAAGGAUUGCUUCCAGUAGAGCCCAAAAUCCAGUGCUUGGUGUUGGAAACUCUUUCAUUGGUCGAUCGACUCAUCCACUCCAAGUUCCAGGUGGUGAUUUGCUUACCCUUGCUCAUGGCUGGGAUAUGUUGUGUUAAAACUCGUGAACGAGAGAAAGUAAGCCGGAUAUUCGAAACCAUAUCCAAGUCUUGCCCCGUGCCAAAUGUUUCUAAGUGCUGGACAAUUGUCCAAAUGGCAUGGAAAUCAAGUCCCGAAGGCACACUGAUAACCAACUGGGAAGAUAUAUGCAACCAAUUUGACUGGCACCUAAAUGUCUGUUAA
Molecule: messenger RNA, 1206 nt
Organism: Yamadazyma tenuis ATCC 10573
Lineage: Eukaryota; Fungi; Ascomycota; Pichiomycetes; Serinales; Debaryomycetaceae
Product: Zn(II)2Cys6 transcription factor
Biological process (GO): positive regulation of transcription by RNA polymerase II
Cellular component (GO): nucleus
Molecular function (GO): DNA-binding transcription factor activity, RNA polymerase II-specific; zinc ion binding; transcription cis-regulatory region binding
Source: RefSeq, a predicted model, not a curated record